AUGACCAUACAGGGAGAGGACAUCCCAUCCCAGUCCAACAAUCCAGUCAAGUGCUUGGGAAAGUGGUUCGACGCCUCACUAUCAGACAAGAGCAGUCAAGCCCGUCUUCAACAACAGGCGGAGGAGGGGUUGAGAAGAAUAGACAAGUGCGAUCUUCCGGGGAAAUUCAAGGCUUGGGUGUACCAACACAAUCUACUACCCAGACUCGUUUGGCCAAUGAUGGUUAACGAUAUUCCAACCAGUACAGUAGAGAAGCUGGAGCGGACUGUCAGCAAGCACCUAAGAAGAUGGUUAGGCCUGCCUCCAUCCUUCACCAACAUAGGUCUCUACAGCAAGACAGCAAAGCUACAGAUGCCCAUCAACUCUAUUGUAGAGGAAUUCAAAGUUGCUAAGACCAGACUUCUGCUAACGCUGAGAGAUUCCAAAGAUGAGAAGAUCAGCGGCGCUUGCAUCGAGGUUAGGACUGGGCGAAAGUGGUCAGUGAGUCGUGCGGUGGAGCUUGCAGAGAGCGGUCUCAAGCACAAAGACAUUGUGGGUAUGACAAACAUAGGAAAAGAAGGACUAGGCACCAGGAAGCACCAAAGAUGGGAGACUUCAACACAGCAGGAAAGAAGAUCCCUAGUACAGACCGAGAUCAGGGAAGAAGCAGAGCAGGAAAGAAUGUCAAGGGCAGUCCAGCUAGGACCACAGGGAAACUGGACAAGAUGGCAGGUUCCAGAAAGGAAAUUAUCCUGGCAAGAGAUCUGGCAGUACGAGCCACUCAGACUGAGUUUCUUGCUUCGUUCUAUCUACGACAUGCUCCCAUCUCCUACCAACCUGUACCAGUGGAAGCUGAUUGACGACCCGGCAUGUCCAUUGUGUGGUUCACCAGGAUCACUCAAACAUGUACUCUCAUCAUGCCCCCCCCCCCUAUCUCAGGGGCGCUACAGAUGGCGUCAUGACCAGGUCCUGUCUGAGGUAGCCCACGUCCUUGAGACCGAAAGGAAGAAAGAGAGACCGAGGCCAAACCAGAACCACUACACCGGGUUCCUGAAGGAGGGAGAACAAGUACCCAAGUCAGCCCCAGCAUCGACCGGAAUCCUGAAUGAAUCCAGGUCAUGGGAAAUGAAGGCUGACCUAAAGGAACAACUACAGUUCCCCCAGGAGAUCGCCCAGACUACCCUCCGGCCAGACAUUGUGACAUGGUCCAGGAAUCCUAAACGAGUGGUGCUGGUUGAGCUGACAGUCCCAUGGGAGGAACGCAUUGAAGAAUCCCACGAGCUCAAGAGGUCCAAGUACGAAGACUUGGCCCAAUCCUGCAAGUCCAACGGCUGGAACACUCUGGUCUUCCCGAUUGAGGUCGGAUGUCGUGGCUUCUCAUUACAAUCAGUGUGGAGGAUGCUCGGAGCAUUGGGCAUCAAAGGAGCGGCACGAAAGCGCACAGUCAAUGCUCUGGGGAGAACAGCCGAAAGAGCGUCCAGUUGGCUAUGGAUGCUCCAUAGCAAACAUGAAUGGCAACCAAGGUAG
Molecule: messenger RNA, 1506 nt
Organism: Ruditapes philippinarum (Manila clam)
Lineage: Eukaryota; Metazoa; Mollusca; Bivalvia; Venerida; Veneridae
Exons: 1
Coding region: 1-1506 (501 amino acids)
Source: RefSeq, a predicted model, not a curated record